This is a messenger RNA of Hypanus sabinus (Atlantic stingray), 1276 nucleotides long. RefSeq names its product cytochrome b-c1 complex subunit 7-like. The record is from RefSeq and is a predicted model, not a curated record. The transcript has 4 exons. Lineage: Eukaryota; Metazoa; Chordata; Chondrichthyes; Myliobatiformes; Dasyatidae. Gene Ontology annotation, biological process: mitochondrial electron transport, ubiquinol to cytochrome c. Bases 117 to 422 code for a protein of 101 amino acids.
GGCAACGGCGGCCGUUCGUACGUGCGCGCCCCAUUGGCCACGACGGCCCGACGUGUAGCGUGUACGUGCGCGCACCCAGACGCACGGCAACCUCACGUCCGUGCAGCGGGGAGAAGAUGGCGGCGCGGGCCCCAGUCAAAGCAUCAGCUGGUUUGCUGCCGAAGUUGCGGAAAUGGUACUAUAAUGCUGCAGGAUUUAAUAAGUUGGGUCUUCUGCGAGAUGACACUCUGCACGAAGAUGAUGAUGUGAAGGAGGCUGUGAGAAGGUUGCCUGAGAACCUUUACAAUGAUAGAGUGUUCCGCAUAAAGCGAGCUUUGGACUUGAGCAUGAAGCACCAGAUCCUUCCCAAAGAGAUGUGGGUCAAGUAUGAAGAGGUACCGUUUGAUCACAGACUUUUUGUGCACUAUGAAGCACUGUACUGAUACACAGUCAGUGGCCACUUUAUUAGGAUAUACGCUACCUUCAGCCGUAUCUUAAAGAAGUUAUAUCUGAAAGAAAGGAGAAGGAAGAAUGGAAUAAAAAAUAAAUAGGAUUCUUUUCAUUACUCUAUGCCUGUCAUGAUCCAGCUUCAACAAUGUAGGGUAAUUGAUUCCAUUCCUGGAGAAAUAAGUUCCGCUCUUCAACUACAAGGAAGCAGUUUAUUUGUUUGGACACCGGACUACUAGUUUAAAACUCAUUCUUUAAUUCUCUUUGCCAAUUUAAUCCAUGUGAGUUAUUUUAAAUAAAUAUUGUUCCUCAUUUCUGUGUUUGAUAAGCAGAUUAAUGUAAGUUCAGAAAUGGUGAUGUAGCAGCUAGUGCAGAGCUCGGGGCAUUCCAGCACGAUGUGCUAUGGUUUUCAGAGGUCAGGGAUUAACACUUCACUCAAAUCACAAAGCAACUAAUUUAGACCGGAGUGAAAUUACACAUUAGUACAGUGGUUAGUGUGAUUCUAUUACGGCUUGGUGCCGUGGUUCGGAAUUCAAUUCCAACACUAAGGAAUGGAUUUUCUCCGGGUGCUCUGGAUUCCUCCCACAGUCCAAAGAUGCAACAGUUACUAGGUUAAUUGGUCAUUGUAAAUUGUCCUGUGAAUAGGUUAGGGUUAAAUAGAUUGCUGGGUGUUGUGGCUUGCUGGGUUUGUUCCACGUUGUAUCUCAAUAAAUAAAACAAAUAUAGUCUAUUGCAGUAUUGGCAACUUCAUCUGGUAUAAUGCAAAACUACACAACAAACUUACAAAUUAUUGUAAGUUUAUUCUUAAAUUAUUUUUCUCUGAUUUUGAAAUAAAUGAAUUUACAAAUUG